Molecule: messenger RNA, 1299 nt
Organism: Rhododendron vialii
Lineage: Eukaryota; Viridiplantae; Streptophyta; Magnoliopsida; Ericales; Ericaceae
Exons: 3
Coding region: 1-1299 (432 amino acids)
Biological process (GO): proteolysis
Molecular function (GO): aspartic-type endopeptidase activity; zinc ion binding; nucleic acid binding
Source: RefSeq, a predicted model, not a curated record
AUGAAGCAAAUGGAGCAUCAGGAUAUUCCAGAGGGGGCACAACCUCCACCUCCAGAUCGGGUGGAGAGAAUGGAGCGGAUACUUAAGGGAUUACUUGGGGUAGUGAACCAGCAGGCCCAACAAAAUCAUCCAUGGCCUAUUGUGAUGGGAGAACCUGCUAGAGUUGAGCCGAUUAGUAUCAAAGAUUUUCAGAAAAUGAAACCUCCGACCUUUGAAGGGGGAAUUGAUGGGCUAAAGGCUUACAACUGGGUUCAGGGUAUGGAGAAGAUAUUUACGAUUCUUCAGGUUCAGUGUCCAGAAACACACAAGGUGGAUCUUGCUACCUACAACUUUGAAGGAGAAGCUCACCGAUGGUGGUUACAACAAAGAGAAAGGGAACAGAACAUGAAUUGGGCUCGGUUUAAGGAGAUAUUUUAUGAGAAGUACUUUCCACAAACUUUGAAGGACAACAAAUGUAGUGAGUUCAUUAAUUUGAAGCAGGGAGACAAUAUGACAGUGUCUGAAUAUGAUAAAGCUUUUACUGACUUGAGUCAAUUCGCACCACACAUGAUUUCGACGGAUAAUCUUAAAGCAAGGAGAUUUGAGGAAGGUCUAAAGGAUGGUCUUUGCAAGCCAAUCAAGAUGCUCAGGCUGCCAACAUAUACGGAUGUACUGAAUGUGGCUUUAAUGUCAAAAAUCGAUAAUAAGAAAUCGAACACUUCUGGUAAUGAACAAAGGAGACAAGUUGGUUAUGUGCCGCCAAGGAAUCAGGGAGGCAGCAAUCCGUAUAAAAAGCAGAAUACUGGAACAUCUGGGUGGAGUCAAGGUAGUAGUAGUGGUGGAGGAAAUCAGAACUGGCCAUGUUGGAAAUGUGGUAGGAUACAUACCGGGCAAUGCUAUCGAGUUGCUGGAGUGUGCUAUAAAUGUGGACAGAUGGGACAUUUGAUGAGAAAUUGUACGAAUGCACCCAAGCCAGGAUUUGUGGAUAGACAUGCGGCUUCAAUGGGUUCGGGGACUGUGCCAAGACCGACAGCCACCACUAGUUCAGCGCAAAGUUCAGGAACAAAGUUGAAUUCAGGAAAGAGGCAGGGUAAGAUGUUUGCAAUGAUGCCAAGAGACUCUCGAAACACAGAUUCAGUGGUGUUAGGUACUCUCCGUAUUUGUGGUCAUUCGGCUUAUGUGCUUAUUGAUUCAGGGUCUACUCAUUCUUUUGUUUCUAUGCAAUUUGCUACUAAGCUGACUAGACCACUUGAAUCACUUGAUCACAAAUUGCUCGUGUCACAACCUAUGGGUAGUGAUGUUAUAUGUUCUACGAUUUAA